This is a messenger RNA of Homalodisca vitripennis (glassy-winged sharpshooter), 2219 nucleotides long. RefSeq names its product androgen-dependent TFPI-regulating protein-like. The record is from RefSeq and is a predicted model, not a curated record. Lineage: Eukaryota; Metazoa; Arthropoda; Insecta; Hemiptera; Cicadellidae. The transcript has 6 exons. The coding region runs from base 159 to 893 and encodes 244 amino acids. Gene Ontology annotation, cellular component: membrane; endomembrane system.
CUUUACCCCCUCCACUCACGUCUGAACUGAAGCGCUGUAGUGAAUCGAUACGCUAGCAACUGUCCAGUCACUACCGCAUAACCUACUUUCCUCUUCCGUUCUCCAGGAGCGGUAUUUCUCUGCCGCAGAGGAGUCGGACAAGUUUGGAAUUAUCCAAGAUGAACAACCUGGCCAGACAGGUGUUCCAUGUCGGAGUGGCAGCGUACUACAUGGUUGUCACCCACUGGAUGAAGGAAAACAUGCUCAAACACACUAAAGAAGAUGAUAUCCAUGAUCCUGUUGUAAAAACAAUGAAACGGUUCUCACUGCGAUAUCUCACCAACUGGACAUUUACGUUACAAACAACGUAUUUCUAUAUUGCUCUUGGAGGAGAAAUUCUGGCUCUGUUUAAAGGAAGAGAAAAGAUCAAAGAGAGAAUAAACCAAUUCAAGAAUUACUUCUUCACUGUCCUUGUGGCCCCAAUGGCCUUGGUGGUCUCAAUAGUCUUCUGGAGUGUGUGGUUUGUGGACAGAGAACUGAUAUUCCCAAUAGUUAUGGACAAAUUCCUUCCACCAUGGAUAAACCAUUCUCUGCACACAACUACGUCUGUGAUAGUGCUUCUAGAAAUGUAUAUGUGUUUCCACAAGUAUCCUGCGUUCAAGCCCGCUUUAUUGGGAAUAACCUUAUAUCUGCUGCUGUAUUCAUUUUGUUUACUGGGAACUUACUAUCAGAGUGGUAUCUGGUUGUAUCCAAUAUUCAAAAUGCUGAAUUGGACCCUGAGAGUAGUAAUCUGCCUAGCCACUUACAUUUUAGCCGUGGCGCUGUAUGGGGCAGGCUACUUCUUGAACAAAGUGCUUUGGGAUGAAAAACUGUUAGUGAAGAAAGCACCAAGGAAGAAGCACAAAAAGCACUGACAUGACAGGAUUUAGGGGCAAUACAACUUAACAAAUUAAUGUCUGAAGUACAGCACAGAAGAUGAGGAGAGCAUCAGACUUCUUGCUCUUUUCUUGGGUCCAUGUACUCUCCAGGUUCAAGAGGACAUUCUGAUUUUUGUUGGAAGAGGACACUCUGAUUUUUGUUGGAACCCUCAGCAUUCCAUAGCAUAUCACCUUGCUCUCCUUGCUAAGAUAGCCUUAUAAUAAAUCAGCUUAUUUCUUGUAAAAUUAAUUUAAUAAAUAAUUAUUAUAUUACGAAGCUGAUAUUUUAACAGAUUUUACAUUGAAAUUCCAUUUUAUUUGUUACUACGAGAUUAUUGUACUUAUGUGUUUAAAAAUCUCAUAUUGUUAAUAUAUACAUAAUUAUUAACAGUACAUUAAAUUAUUAAAAUACAAGAGUUAUUCCUCAAAAUUAAUUUUUAAUUGCAGUUUUUUUAAAUUAGUGAAAUAAAUUCAUUUGUUAUUCGAAAGGAUUAAAAUUUUAAAUUAUUAAGAAAUUUUUAGCACUACUUACAUAGUGUCUUUUAGAAAUGGAAGAUAAUUAACUAACUCUAUUCCAAAUAUUCAAUAAUUUUAAAUGUUUAGUAAUAAUGUGCAUGUUUCAAGCUAGACAUUUAAUAGUGCUGAAAACAUUAUUCCAAAUACCUUUAUGGAUGAAGUAUUUGUAGGCAAAAUGUCAGAGUACAAUGAUAAAUCCUAAAUAAGUCACUCAUGUGCCUUCAAAAUUAUUUAUUUAAAUUAUCUAUGCAGCAGAAAAUCUAUUGAAAUAUUAUUUAUGAGAAAGGAAAACUGUGUAAUAUUGACAUAUCUGGAAAGUUAAUAACACUGUUGUUUUUCAUAUAAAUUUAGCAAUAUAUGUAAUAUAUUCAUCUAUUUGUUCUAAUUUUUAUUCCUUUUUUAUUUGUUGUCUUGGUUGGAUUUUCAAAGUUUUAUUCCAAAACAGAUAGGUUAAACAUUGUACUUAAUUCAUACUGUCCAAAAAAUGAGUUUUGUGUUUCAAAUAAUUAUUUAAAAAACUUUGAUUUAUUUACUUAUUUUUAUUGUGAUAUAUUUACUUGUACAUUUACUAUUCCACUGUUAUUAUUUUAAAUAUUUUUAUGGCACUUGUGAUUAUUAUUGUUCAAUAUAUGAUUAUGUAAUAUGUAAUUCAAUAGUUAUCAUCUUAGCUUAAAGAGUUUGUCAUUUAUUUAAAAAAUCCUGAAAAUUCCAAAGUACAAUAUUUGUUCCAUAAUCCCUACAUGAUAGUAAUUGUUGUUAGCUAUGUGAUACUUUUAUAAUGUACAAAUAAAAUACACUUGUUACUAA